Molecule: messenger RNA, 1070 nt
Organism: Owenia fusiformis
Lineage: Eukaryota; Metazoa; Annelida; Polychaeta; Sabellida; Oweniidae
Source: the annotation of a GenBank genome assembly
AAUCAUGUGACUGUUCAAAAUGGUAGAGUUAUGAAUCUAAGGAAGAGUAAAACAUUAAAUAUUACAAUGGCACUGGCAUCAAUCCAUGCAGCUAAGAAAAUACUAAGAAAGAAAAUCAAGGAUACAAUCAAUGCUCUGUCAAGGGAAGAAAAAGAGAGACAAUCAUCCGUAAUAACUCAGAAGUUAAUAGCUUUGCCAGUAUAUCAACAAAGUACACGUAUUUCUGUAUUCCUAAGCAUGCAAGAUGAGAUCAACACAAUGCACAUAUUAUCAGACAUUUUCAGAAGUGGAAAAAUCUGUUUUAUUCCAUGUUACCAUGGUGAUAAUAUGGAUAUGUUAAAACUGAACUCCAUGGCUGAUUAUGAUAGUCUACCUGUGACAAAAUGGAACAUCAAGCAACCAAACUUUGAUGAUGAUAGAGAAAACGCAUUGACAACUGGAGGUCUAGAUUUGAUUCUUAUGCCAGGACUGGGAUUUUCGAAAGAAGGGGCUCGAUUGGGUCGCGGAAAGGGCUACUAUGACAACUAUUUAAGGAAAUGUGUCAACAUCACAAAGAAGAAGCCAAUUACUGUUGCUCUGGCUUUUAAGGAACAGAUUAUUGAUGAUAUUCCUGUGACGGAAUCUGAUGUGCCAAUUGAUACAAUUUUAUAUGAACAAUAAAAAACUUUUAGUGCAAUUACAGUAUUUAAAGCCAUGAAAGAAACAUGUGGAAUGACAUUUACCUCACUGUUCAAAUGUUUUAUUAUUUAGGCAUUUUAGUGAUUAUAAACCCUGAGGAUGAUAUUGGUAGUAUAUUUAAUUUUGGUUUUAUUAGCUCUAAGCUUAUCAAGAUACAAUGGUCUGAUCCAUUGGUAUGAAUAUUGAUAAUAUGAAUAACUCAGGAUGUUCAUUUUUAGCCUUUCAGCAAAAUGUUUGAAUUUUAUGCUGCAUUUAAAAUUAUGUACCACAAGAUUGUUAUUUAAUACAAUGCUAUAUAAAAUGUUUUAGUCAGUUGUCAGAUUGUAGUGUCAUUCUCACCAGUGACCAGUGUGUAUCUUUAUCAGUAUGUACCAGUGUGUAUCAUAAUCAGC